GUUUGCGAAGAACGCGGGGACUGGUGCAGCGUAAAAUGUCAAAUUGCUGGUGGACGUGACGGCUAUUGCAACAAAGCAAAAAUAUGCAAUUGCCGGCAAUUGUAAACUGAAUUUCAACAUGCU
Molecule: messenger RNA, 123 nt
Organism: Rhagoletis pomonella (apple maggot)
Lineage: Eukaryota; Metazoa; Arthropoda; Insecta; Diptera; Tephritidae
Exons: 1
Source: RefSeq, a predicted model, not a curated record